CUCUAUCAGUCACCACCAAUUUCUUACCAUGGCCUCGUUAGUCCUCAAGCACAGAUUUUUUGUGGCGUUCGUCCUCGCUUUGUCCGUCUUCCAGAUGGCGAGCGCUAGUGAUCCGGACAUCUUAACAGAUUUCCUAGUCCCACAGAACGUUACUCCAGAUGGAAACUUCUUCACAUUUACCGGCAUGAGAUCUCUUAUUCCGGUGGAUACUCCUACAGCUUUCAACGUAACUAAAGCGAGCGCAGCAGAGUUCCCGGCUCUUAUUGGGCAGAGUGUCUCGAUGGCAGUUCUUGAGUUCUCGGCCGGCUCAGUCAACCCGCCACACACGCAUCCUCGUGCAUCCGAGCUCCUAUUCCUUGCUUAUGGAUCACUGGAGGUUGGAUUUGUUGACACGACCAACAAGCUCUUCACUCAGACCCUUCAGGCCGGUGACAUGUUCAUCUUUCCCAAAGGACUGGUUCACUUCCAGUACAAUGCUAAUGCAUCAGAUUAUGCAGUAGCCCUUUCUGGAUUUGGCAGCGCUAGCGCUGGAACUGUCUCGCUUCCUACAACUGUGUUCUCCACCAGCAUCAACAGCAAGAUCUUGGCCAAGUCAUUCAAGACGACCGUUUCCACCAUUCACACUCUCAAACGUGGGCUCAUACCAUCCAAGGCCUAA
Molecule: messenger RNA, 658 nt
Organism: Rhodamnia argentea
Lineage: Eukaryota; Viridiplantae; Streptophyta; Magnoliopsida; Myrtales; Myrtaceae
Product: germin-like protein 9-3
Exons: 1
Coding region: 29-658 (209 amino acids)
Cellular component (GO): cell wall
Molecular function (GO): manganese ion binding
Source: RefSeq, a predicted model, not a curated record